Molecule: messenger RNA, 708 nt
Organism: Cokeromyces recurvatus
Lineage: Eukaryota; Fungi; Mucoromycota; Mucoromycetes; Mucorales; Mucoraceae
Product: RFX DNA-binding domain-containing protein
Exons: 4
Coding region: 42-599 (185 amino acids)
Biological process (GO): regulation of transcription by RNA polymerase II
Molecular function (GO): RNA polymerase II cis-regulatory region sequence-specific DNA binding; DNA-binding transcription factor activity, RNA polymerase II-specific
Source: RefSeq, a predicted model, not a curated record
UUUUUUAUUAUUAUUUUGUUUUUUUUUUUGUUUUUUUUUCAAUGACUUUGACUCGUUCGAGUUCACCUAAUCAACCAACAAUGACGACAAAUAAUAACAGCAACGACAAUGACAACGACGUUAAAGCUGAACAGCAACAAGAAGAAGAUCAACGACAACAAGAACAAAAUGAACAGUUACCAUCUACUCCAUCAUCAUCAGUUGAAAACCAGCGACCAUCUUAUAAUCGACCACGACCAAUGUCUAUGGCAAGUGACGAACACAUAAGUGUUUUAGAUCCAAGUAUUAUGGCAGAUAGAGAAACUAGUAUGCAUGUUACAGCAUGGGUUAGGGCUAAUUAUAUUAAAGAAAAAGAUCAUAAUGUACCUAGAAGAAAUAUGUUUGAGCAUUAUAAAGCUUAUUGUAUUUCAAAUCAUUUGACACCUGUCAAUUCAGCUACUUUUGGUAAACUUUUACGUUUAGUGUUCCCUGAUUUGAAAACAAGAAGAUUAGGUGUACGAGGUCAAUCAAAAUAUCAUUACUGUGGUAUUCGUGUCAGAACACUGAAUGACCCUCCUCCUCCAUUACAGCAACAACGACUUCCUAUGCUAGAAUUUUAACAUUUUAUUAUAUAGAACUGGAUCUACUACUACGACACCAAUCAUUGAUAAUACUACAACAACUGGGAAAAGUCAUAGUUCUAAAAAACAACAUCAUAAAACAAAUCGU